AUGGCCAUUUCGCACGCAGACCUUUCGCAGAAGACGCAGUGGCGCUGGCGAUCUGAGCUCGGAAGUCAGUUCGCCCUCCUCUUCGUCUUCCUCUCCGUGAUUGCCGGCCUCGUCGCCUUCGUGCUCUGUCUCGCCGCCGAGGCCUCCCGCUCAGAGGCGACGUGGUUCGCGCUGAGCGAGGAGGGCAACGGGAGGAAGAGCUCCGUGUGCGUCUACGACAGCAGCGGGCGGACGCCGCUGGGCUGCGCCGUCACUGCAUUCUUGCUGAUGGCGGUGGCUAUGCUCGCAGAACACGCCUACUUGUUGGUCGCCGUUGACUCGUCUUCCAAGCAUCCGUUCUAUGCCUCCUGGCCACAGUCACAGCCGCCUCCGCCCCCCUCUGCGAUACCUCACGAUCCGCACACGCCGGCCACCGCCGCCGUCGCCGCCACCACCAUCACGCGGCAGGCCUGCUGCCUCUUCCUCACCGCCUGGAUCUGCUUUGCCGUCGCUGAGGUUCUCCUCCUCAUCGGCAUCGGCGUGGAGGCCGGCCACAUCAGCAACUGGAGGAAGCCGAAGCCGGAAUGCCACGUCACCCGGCCGGGAUUGUUCGCGGCUGCCGGAAUUUUCGGCCUAAUCUCCGUGCUCCUCGGAGUCGGGGUGUACCUCACGGCGUUGCAGAUGCAGAGGCUGCAGCAGCAGCAACAAGCUCAUGCCGCCGGCCCGCGGCUUCAGUUUCCUCUUCCCGCUCCGAACGCGCCGGCGGUGACGCAAUCGCAACAGCACGGCGAAAAAACUUCCACCUCUGCUUAAAGAUCAUAAAGUUAAUAACCAUUUGGUCUACGUUACCCUUUCACAAGUUCCGAUUGAUUGAAUUCUUGUACGCAUCUUUGUUCCUUCUUUCCAUUAAUUCCAGUGAAUAAGGAUGCCAUAAUAAGAGAAGCAACAUGAGCUGAUGUUGCUUCUGUAUUUGAUCGACAUUAACAAAUUGUUCCUCUUUUAUUA
Zingiber officinale is the source of this 984-nucleotide messenger RNA. RefSeq lists its product as uncharacterized. The transcript has 3 exons. Lineage: Eukaryota; Viridiplantae; Streptophyta; Magnoliopsida; Zingiberales; Zingiberaceae. The coding region runs from base 1 to 792 and encodes 263 amino acids. The record is from RefSeq and is a predicted model, not a curated record.